Lathyrus oleraceus (garden pea) is the source of this 807-nucleotide messenger RNA. RefSeq lists its product as uncharacterized. The transcript has 4 exons. The record is from RefSeq and is a predicted model, not a curated record. The coding region runs from base 1 to 807 and encodes 268 amino acids. NCBI's taxonomy places the organism in Eukaryota, Viridiplantae, Streptophyta, Magnoliopsida, Fabales, Fabaceae.
AUGGUGGACUCUGAACCUGUCAUCAUAAAUGAGUCUCUCAAGAAGAAGGUGUGGGUGAACUCCAUAAAGGAAGAGCUUGAGGCCAUUGAAAUAAACAAGACAUGUGAAUUGACGUUUCUAACUCAAAACAAGAAAGCCAUCAGUGUGAGAAAGGUUUUCAAGAUAAAGCCGAAGCCAGACAGUUCAAUUUCUAAGCAUAAAGCAAGGUUAAUAGCUAGAGGAUUCAUACAAAAGUAUGGUUUAUACUACUUUGAAAUGUUUGCACCUGUAGCUAGACAUGAAACCAUAAGGUUGGUUAUUGUUAUAGCUGCAAAUAGAAAUUGGCCUCUGAUACAUUUAGAUGUAAAGUCAUCUUUCCUAAAUGGGAGUUGUACUUCUAAGAUAAACAAGUUGACAAAGAGUUACACUUCUGAGAUAAACAAGUUCAAUAAGGUGUUAAUGAAUGCAUUUGAUAUCACUGACCUUGAAAAUAUGCUGAAGUGCGAACUUGAGCUACUGAAGAGAUUUGAGUUGAUGAAUUGUAAGCCGACAAUUACACAUGCUGAGGCAAAUCAUAAUCUGGAUUCUGAUGUUAAUGGUGAAGGUGUAGAUGCUAUAACCUUGAAGCAGUUGGUUGGCUGUCUGAGAUAUAUGUGUAACACCAUACCUAACAUAUGUUAUACAGUUGGAAUGGUUGUUUGGCUGAUUAAUUUGUUGCAUGAACGGAAGUUCAAGGUCAGCAAACCAGUCAGAUUGAUGAUUGACAACAAAUAUGCCAUAAGUGUUACUAAGAAUCUAGUGUUUCAUGGAAAAAAGAAAGCACAUUGA